GGGCUCAGUCAGGUGUCUCUUACCUGCACCACGUGGGGAGGGAGGCUGAGCAGGUAGAGCCACAUCCCAAAACAGAGACGCUCGCAGCCAUUGCGUGCCUCCUAGGGGCGCUGCCCUGGUUUGCCUCUGAACAGGUUCCCAAGCAGUCAGCUACAAAACGGGGACGCUGCACACGCUUCCCCUCCUGAGCAGGUCUCCGGGGAGUGGUGGUGGGUGGGGGAGAGCUAAGUGGCUGCAGGUGUGCGCGGGUGGGGAGGGGCGAGUUUCUUCCUUUACACUCCCGGGGUGGUGUGUGUGUGGCAGGGUCUUCUCGGUAAAAUUGGGGCAGGAAUCUAGUUUCUUGCUUUCUCCCGGCGAUCAUCAUGACUGCGUCUCUUGACUACCUGGUGAUCUUGUUCGGGACGACUGCUGGUGCUCAGGGGGCUAAGCUGGGAUCCGAUGAGAAAGAGCUGGUCCAGCUGCUGUGGAAAGUGGUGGAUCUGGCCCGCAAGAAGGCGGGGAGCCUGCAUGAAGUGCUGGUCAGACCGGAGCACUUGGACCUGACCGAGGAAUGCAAAGAAACAACCAAGCUGGAGGUGGAGAGCCUGGCGCGAGCCCCGCAGCUGGAACAAGCCCUGCAACAGUUUAACCAGUCUGUGAGCAAUGAACUGAAUAUUGGUGUAGGUACUUCCUUCUGUCUCUGUACUGAUGGACAGCUUCACAUCAGACAGCUUCUGCAUCCUGAGGCUUCCAAAAAGAAUAUCUUAUUGCCUGAAUGCUUCUACUCCUUUUUUGACUUGCGGAAAGAGUUCAAGAAAUGUUGCCCUGACUCAUCUGAUGUUGACAAACUGGAUGUUGCUGCCAUGACAGAAUAUUUAAAUCUUGAAAAGAGCAGUCCAGAAUGGUGUUUUGGAGCAUCUCAAGUGGAAGAUAUGGGCAAUAUUAUUUUAACACUAAUUUCUGAAGUAUACAAUCACAGAUUUGCAGAUCCAGAAAGAGUGAACUAUAAAUUUGAAAGUGGUACCUGCAGCAAGAUGGAACUCGUAGAUGAUAAUACCAUAAUCAGAGCAAGAGGCUUACCGUGGCAGUCAUCUGACCAGGACAUCGCAAGAUUCUUCAAAGGCCUAAAUAUUGCCAAGGGAGGUGCUGCACUUUGUCUCAAUGUACAAGGAAGGAGGAAUGGGGAAGCUCUCGUCAGGUUUGUAAGCGAAGAGCAUAGAGAGUUAGCACUACAAAGACACAAGCACCACAUGGGGAAUCGGUACAUUGAGGUGUACAAGGCAACAGGUGAAGAUUUCCUUAAAAUUGCAGGAGGUACUUCCAAUGAAGCAGCUCAGUUUUUAUCGAAAGAAAACCAGGUGAUUGUCCGGAUGCGAGGUCUUCCUUUCAAUGCAACAACAGAAGAAGUGCUGACGUUUUUUGGCCAGCACUGCCCAGUAACAGGAGGAAAGGAAGGAAUCCUGUUUGUCACGUACCCUGACAACAGGCCAACGGGAGAUGCCUUUGUGUUGUUUGCUUGUGAGGAAUAUGCACAAAAUGCACUAAAAAAACAUAAGGACUUGCUGGGUAAAAGGUACAUUGAACUCUUCAGGAGCACGGCAGCAGAGGUUCAGCAGGUGCUGAACAGGUACUCUUCUACACCUCUCGUUCCCCUUGCAGCACCGCCUAUCCUUCCCGUGUUACCUCAGCAAUUCAUGCCUCCGACCAAUGUCAGAGACUGCAUACGUCUGCGUGGUCUUCCCUAUGCUGCCACUAUAGAGGACAUCUUAGAAUUCUUGGGGGAGUUUUCUGCAGAUAUUCGGACCCAUGGGGUUCACAUGGUAUUAAAUCACCAGGGCCGUCCAUCAGGAGAUGCCUUUAUCCAGAUGAAAUCUGCAGACCGAGCUUUUUUGGCUGCACAGAAGUGUCAUAAGAAAACCAUGAAGGACAGAUACAUUGAAGUCUUUCAGUGUUCUGCAGAGGAGAUGAACUUUGUAUUAAUGGGGGGCACUUUAAAUCGAAAUGGCUUGUCCCCACCACCAUGUAAGUUACCAUGUCUUUCUCCUCCGUCCUACUCACUUCCAGCUCCUGCAGCAGUUAUUCCAACAGAAGCUGCCCUUUAUCAGCCCUCCAUGCUUUUGAAUCCACGAACGCUCCAGCCCUCCACAGCAUACUAUCCAGCUGGCGCUCAGCUCUUCAUGAACUACACGUACUAUCCCAGCAUGCAGCAGAGGAUGGACUUGUACACACAAAUGGCACGGCAAGGACAAUGCCCAAAGAAUGGAUUUGCAUUUAAAGGUCCCAGCAGUUAGACUUUCUUAGAAGAGACGGCUAUCUGCAUUCAGCAGGCAAGCCUCUCUUUGUGGAUCUUGAAUUAAUAUUUUAAUGUGAACAUGGCUUCCCGCACAAGGUUACGUUCAUCAUUGCCUGCUUAUUUUUUCACUAUCAAAUACGUUGGGAUUUUUGCAGUUUGCACGCACAAAAUGUCAUUGCCUUGUACAUGUACAAAAAUAACAUCAAUACUAAGGGCCUGAUGCUGUGAACACUUACAGGCUUAAUUUUAAGUAGGUGAAUACUCCCAUUGAAAGUAAUGGGACUGUUCACCUGUUUAAAGUUAAACAGCUGUGUAUAUGUGUGCAAGAUGAAGGCCCAUAUUAAUACUCCAACACCUUCGAGAUCAAAAAUGCAUCUGCUCCUAAUGUGAGAGUUUGAAUUGCAGCAAAGUAUUGUAGUUGUCUAACGAGACUUCAUUUUCCAUUCCAUUUUCUGAAUGUUAGUGGUAUUAUCUUAAAAUCAUCAUGCUCUAGAAAGCAAUAAUUUGUAACAAAAAAAAGUAAUGCGUGUGUGUGUGUUAACCAUAUUGUCACUGGCUUACAUUUUCUCAAAGGUAACUUGUUAAAAUGUAGAGCCGUUGUGGUAGAUACAGAGGGAGGAAAUACUAGCACACUAAAUUAAUUUUGUUACUGAGAUCUGAUUUAUUGGACAAUGUGUGAAUAUCAUAAGUGCAUAUGUGACAGUUUAUAGAAUAUAGCUUGUGUCCAAAUUCAAAAGGAGGAGGAGGGGGAAAACAGGUCUUAAAAUAAGUGAGUUACUUCACUAUUUGCUUGAAAGUGAGCGUUUGGCAUGUGGAGUUAUGCAGAUUUCUAGUAGAUGCUAGUUUUUGUUUAAUCAUUAACAACUUGAAUGGAGAGCCAAACAAUUUCUCGUCCCUGCACCCUCCCUUACAGCUUGCCCAAAAUGAUCCUUUUAAAUACAGGAGGCUAGACUGACUACUUGAAAUACAAAUGUAUUCUGGAGAAUAGGUCAGAAUAAAUAAUUAAGAGUUCACUUUUAAAUAACUGUCUUAACAUGGCUUGAAAGCUUAUGGGAAAGGCAGCAUGGUACUAAUAAGGAAAGAAUGAAGCAAUGUAUGUUUUAUUGUGUAGAACUAACAUAUUUGGUAAUAAAAAAGUUCUUUCCUAA
Chrysemys picta bellii (western painted turtle) is the source of this 3420-nucleotide messenger RNA. It is a transcript of the gene ESRP1, whose product is annotated as epithelial splicing regulatory protein 1. Lineage: Eukaryota; Metazoa; Chordata; Testudines; Emydidae. Gene Ontology annotation, molecular function: mRNA binding. The record is from RefSeq and is a predicted model, not a curated record.